This is a messenger RNA of Labeo rohita (rohu), 5403 nucleotides long. RefSeq names its product Rho GTPase activating protein 9 (gene arhgap9). The coding region runs from base 211 to 2772 and encodes 853 amino acids. Gene Ontology annotation, molecular function: protein binding; phospholipid binding. Lineage: Eukaryota; Metazoa; Chordata; Actinopteri; Cypriniformes; Cyprinidae. Gene Ontology annotation, cellular component: cytoplasm. Gene Ontology annotation, biological process: regulation of GTPase activity; signal transduction. The transcript is spliced from 20 exons. The record is from RefSeq and is a predicted model, not a curated record.
ACAGCCCCGCCCCUCGCUGAACGGAGGCCGCUCGUGAGAGUUUGAGCUCGAGCGCCGUCCGGUUCACUGACACCUGGAAUAAAGCGCGCGGAUGCACCUGCAGUUACCGAUCAUGGCACUUGUGUUGUCGCCCUGCGUGCCCGUCCUCUCAUCUCACUCUGGCGGUGUCCGUGUCCAACUAUCACCCUCCGCGUGUCACUGAGAGGAACCAUGCUGUCGGGCAGCUGGCGCCGUGGAACCGUCAUCCCGUCCGUGAGCAGCCCGGGCGCGGGUAAAAGCGGGUCGGGGUCCAGGCUGGGCAGUACUGUGAUUCUGGAGGCUCAGUAUGAUUACUCGUACCGCGCCGCCGACGGCCGGCUGGUUUCCAUACACGAGGGCGAGCGCUUUCUGCUGCUGAAGAAGACGAAUGCGGACUGGUGGCAGGCGCGGAAGAUCGGGGUCGGAGCGAAGGUCAAACCCAUAUAUGUGCCGGCGACGUACGUCAUCGAGCUGCCCGUCAGCCAGUUCCGCCCCGCGCUGUCGUCCAGCCAAUCAGCAUGUGAGAGUUUCAAGAUGAUUCCACGAGGUUCCCUCACACCCUGUAUGCAAACGCACGGCUCAGUGCCUGAUAAGCAGUUCUGUCGUUCCAUGGAGAAUCUCAACUGCAGCAGUGCCUUGAUGGACAAACACUCCGGCGGAGUCUCAGCGCGAGGACGUUUCCCGACGUUACCCCUCUCCGGUUCCUCCGCCUCGCCCUCGGGUCACCUCUCGGUUCCGGCCGGCUUUUUGAGUCCCGGGGUCCCGAUCGCCCGCAGCCAAAGCUCCAGCAACCUGCCCCAAAACCCGUACCAGGACCCGAACCGGCCCAACCCGGGCCCGAGCAGCCCGACCAAAUCCUACAGCCAGUGGGACGUGAACGCGGCCACACGCAGACACACGCAGGGACACAUACAGAUCUCAUCCUCCGCCUACAUUUCCCAGAGUUCUCUGUCAGAGCAGGGGAAGCGGCAGUGGGCGGAGCCUCCCAGGCCGUUGCCAGGUCAACGGCCCCUGCAGACGCUGCAGCUGUGGGACCAGUACCGUGAUCCCGGCACCGGACGCUGUUACUACGUCAACACCGUUACCGGGGAGCGCUCGUGGAAACCUCCGCGUAGAGCCCGAGAGAGCAACACCAGCGAAAAGGUCGGGGUGGUUCAGCGUGACAUCAGACACCUGUCGCUCCCAUUACAGAACUCAGGAAGCAGCUCAAUGCACAGGCUCUCGCCUGACCUCACCUACAUUACCCAUGAUGCCAACGGCUGGCAGCUGAGUCAGAGCAUGCAGCGCGCGGCGUCUUCUGACACACUCAGCUCCGCCUCCAGCGCGUUCGAGGAUGCUCAUAGGAGGAACUCCGGCUUAGCAGGGGGCGUGGCACAUGUGGGCCACUCCUACUCCAUGUUGCUGCCCUCAGAGGCACAGAGAAACCCUGCAAAUGGCAAGUCAGAUUACAGGCUGGUGGUGGAACCUCCUUCAUCUGACAGCUCACCAGACAGUGAGGGAGUCACACCGGAACUAGAAAAGGCCGGUCUGCUGAACAAAACCAAGAUAGCAGAAGGAGGCAGGAAACUGAGGAAAAACUGGAACCCGUCAUGGGUGGUGCUGGUGGGAAACAGUCUCGUCUUCUUCAAAGACCCCAAAAGCCAAAAUCCUGACAGCUGGAAACCGGGGAACAGCCGUCCGGAGAGCAGCGUGGAUCUGAGAGGAGCUCAGCUUCAAUGGGCCAACGACCUGUCCAGCAAAAAAAACGUCUUCAAGCUGAGGACAGUUACGGGAAAUGAGUUCUUGCUGCAGUCCGAGACAGAAUCACUCAUCAGAGAAUGGUACAGAACCAUCCAGAACGUCAUCGACAGACUGGAUAAAGAGAAUCCUCUUGAUAAUGUGCUGCUGUAUUCUCUGAGGAGAGCCGGAUCGGUCGAGAUGUUGGAUCAGAGCGGAGACGAGGAUGAAAAUCGCAGCGGAAACAAGGCGUCGCUCCCUCGUUCCACGUCUUACCUGGAAAACUCGGAGCACAAGCGAGUAAAGAGCCGCUUGAAGAAGCUGAUUCUCAGGAGGCCUCCGCUGCAGACGCUGCAGGAGAAAGGACUCAUUAAAGAUCAGGUGUUCGGCUGCGGGCUGGAGCUGCUGUGUGAGCGGGAGAAGAGCACCGUCCCUCAGUUUGUCAGGAAAUGCACCGACGCUGUGGAGAGGAGAGGUUUGGACACUGAUGGGAUUUACAGAGUCAGCGGAAAUUUGGCCGUCAUUCAGAAACUGCGCUUUGCUGUCAAUCAUGAGCGAGCCGUGACCACAGACGGACGCUAUCUUUUCCCUGAGGAUUUAGUUCAAGAGCGUCUGGAUCUGGACGACCCGCAGUGGGAGGACAUUCACGUCAUCACCGGAGCGCUCAAGCUGUUCUUCAGAGAGCUGCCCGAGCCGCUCGUCCCGUACGGAUUCUUCCACGACGUCGUCGAGACCGUCAAAAUACCUGAUUACCUGGAAAAGGUGGACAGACUGAAGCUGCUGGUCAUCAGCAUGCCUCCGCCCAACCACAACACCUUAAGACACAUGAUACAACACCUCAGACGGGUGAUGGAGUGCUCCGACAGCAACCGCAUGACGACCCAGAACAUCGGCAUCGUGUUCGGCCCCACGCUGAUGCGUCCGGAGAACGAGAGCGGAAACAUGGCCAUUAACAUGGUGUAUCAGAACCAGGCCAUCGAGCUGCUGCUGAGCGAAUACGAGCAGAUCUUCGGAGCCGAGCAGACGGGAUCUUACUAAAUCUUACUGGGACAGCAGCACGGUUCUGGAGACGGUGCCGACGCUCUCGCCGGACGGACUCGUGCUGCCCAGUGAAAGAUCUGCUUCAUUAGUCCAUAAACUCAUCAGAUAUAUGAGAGGAGUUUAUGAAUGGAUGGAUCUCAUGAAAACACGACCGGGUCACAUUUCAGCUCGCAUGACGAAAAUAAUAACAGAAAAGAGGAAAUUAUUUUUUGCAGAGAGAAAAUGAAUCGUUUGGAUCAUUAAGAUAGCAUAAUGAUAUUAUUUUAUUAUUAAUUAAACACAUUUUCAACACAAAUUCUCAAAGCAUCCAGACAUUAUAAUUAUUCAUAAUUAUUUUAAGUUAUAAAAAAUGUCAAUGAAGUUUUUGCAUGAAGAAAAUACAUUUUUAGGAUUAUUAAGAUAACGGUAUGGUAUUAUUUUAAUCAGAAUUAAACACAUUUUGCUAUAAAUGUUUAAAGCAUCCAGACCUUGUAUUUUUGAAAUUCUUUUUUUCAAUACUAAUUGAAAUUUUUAUUGAAUUUAGUAAUAGCUAUCUUAAGUUCUAAAAAAUGGAAAUGAUAUUUUGCAUGAUGAAAACAGCUUUUGGGAUCAUUAAGAUAACUGAUAUAUAUAUAUACAUUUUUGCCAUAAAUUUUCAAAGCAUCCAGACAUUUUACAUGUUUAAAUUUUAUUUGACAGUAAUCAUUCUUUUAAGUUCUAAAACAAAUCUGAAUUAUAUUUCAAAUAAUUUUUUUAGGUUAACAUUAUGACAUUGUUUUAAUGGCAGUUAAACAUAUUUUCACCAUCAAUUUUCAAAGCAUCCAGGCAUUUAGUUUUAUUUUAUUUUAUUUUAUUUAUUUAUUUUUUGAUGGUAAUAUUUUUUUAAGUUCUAAAAAUAUAAAUUGCAUUAAAUUUUAAGGGUUUUUUAGUUAACAUUAUGAUAUUAUUCUAUAUAUCAUAUAUCAUUUUUGCCAUAAAGUCUCCAAGCAUCCAGACUUUUUAUUUCAUUUAUUUAUUUAGAUUGUAAUAAUGUUUUUACGUUCUAAAAAACAUCAAUUAUAUUCUGCAAAAAUAUAUAUAUUUUAAAGGUUUUUAAGUUAACAUUAUGAUAUUAUAUUAAUGACUAUCAAACACAUUUUUACCAUAAAGUCUCCAAGCAUCCAGACGUUUUUUAACAGUAAUAAUAGUAAGUAAUAAAAACAGUAAUAAAAAUAAAAGGUUUUAAGCUAUUGUAUUACAAAAAUAAUAGUAAUAGUAAUAAAACAAUAAUGCAAAUUAAUUAUAAAUUAUGACUAAUAGUAAUAGUAAUAGUCAUCUUUAUGCAAAAAUAUAACUUUUUUCGUUGUUGGUGGACCUGGUGGUUUUUGUGAGAUUCACUCAAGCUUAUAUGUGUGUGUGUGUGUGUGUGUGUGUGAGAGAUGCGUCUUUCAACUCUUCAGAUUUCAUCCCUAGUGCCUUUUAACUGUUUUUAUGUCAAAUGAUUCCUCGCUCGGAGCUCGUGCAGAUUUAAUGCAGAAAAACACAAAAGACAAAGCGGCAUCAAAUAAAGGCGUACGUGUCACUCAAUAAUCAUAAGAUCAGCGCAGGUCAAGCGGUUCAGCCAUUUAGUCGCCUUUUAAUGGAGAAAUAAAACUGGAUGCAAUUCUCUCCAAAAUGUACGUAAUUCCCUUUCCAUUGUUCCAAUGAGUGUGUGUGUGUGUGUGUGUGUGUGAGAUAGAGGAAGUUCAGAGGUGUGUGUGUGUGUGUGUGUGCCAGUCUGAGCGCGGGUGGAGCUCUUUGCUGCCAUUUCUCCAAAACUCUGCUUUUAAUAACAGAACAAAAGAGGAACUAAAAAUGCAUAUGUUUAAAAAAUGUGCAUCCCCCUCCCGCCCCACGCCGUGGUUUGGUAAUUUUAUAUGGACUGUGGCUUUGGCUCGCGACUAAAAGAGCCGGGCAGAAGAAAAAGCACCGGGAACGCGUACACACGUUUUAAUGUUCGAUUUUAUAUAUUUAUUCAUUUUUAUUUUCUUAUUAUUUCAAUUCCACGAGGGGCCGCAAAGAAGGUUUCCAGGGGAGAAGAGGAACAGAGAGGACCGAUGUUCUAAUAUGCCUCUUCGUUUCUGACAUCGACGGAAGGCACGCGUUAUUACGAACCUUCAGGGCCUGUUUACUGACUCAGAAUAAGACGUCUGAAGGACAGUUCGACUGAAAAUGAUCAUUUUGUCUUUUACUCACCUUCAUGUCCCUCCAAACCUUCUGUCGAACAUUUUCAUGUGGCUCCUAAAAGGAAGAAGAAACAGAAUUUACUCAGUGGAAAUAUUCUGUCUGUCACUGUAUUGAAAGCAGGCGUGUGAAUGUUGUGCUAAACUUCUCGUUUUGUGUUCAUUCAGAAGAAAGAGAGAGAAUCGGGCUCGUGGACGUACGUGAUUCAUCGUCUGACUCUGUUUCUGACACUUUCCUACACUCGCUCGAUAUUUUAUUUUAAUAUGAGAGCUCUCAGUUUUGUGCGAAUGUUUCCUUUUGGUAAUGUGUCUAUGAUGAAGACGACUAGUCAUAAAACAUCCGUUCCUCAGACCACAUCCAUAGCCAGAGUGACUUGCUUUUUUUCUCCCUUGAAAUUCUGCAUUUCAGAAUUAUGACAAUAAAAACAGAAAACCUGUUUGGAAAGAG